GCAGCCAGCAGCCAUGGACAUGAGCCUCGAGUACUCAAGCUCUCCUUCCUCCUCGUCCACGGCCGAGAACGGUGGCGCGGCGGUGCAGUGGCCUUGGCCGCCGAAGCGCCCCGCGGGGCGCACCAAGUUCAAGGAGACGCGUCACCCGGUGUUCCGUGGCGUGCGCCGCCGUGGCAGCGCCGGGCGGUGGGUCUGCGAGGUGCGCGUCCCAGGGGAGCGCGGCACGCGUCUCUGGCUCGGCACCUACGUCGCCGCCGACGCGGCCGCGCGCGCGCACGACGCCGCCAUGCUCAUGCUCCGCGGCCGCUCCGCCGCCUGCCUCAACUUCCCUGACUCAGCGUGGCUGCUCGAUGUGCCUGCCGCGUUCGCCGACCUCGCCGACAUCAGGCGAGCGGCCGUCCAGGCCGUCGCGAACUUCCAGCGCCGUAGGGAGGCCGCCAGCGCUUCCGCCGCCGCCGCCGCGGUCCAGGAAGUUACCUCCAGCGUGUCCGCGACGGCGUUCAGUGCCCGCUCGUCGGAGACGGUGCAGACUUCCGGCGAUGCCGCUUCUGAGGUUCCGGAUGCCGCACUGGACAGCGACGGAGUGUUCGAUCUCGAGUGCUUGUUUGGGGAAACGGACUUGGACGCCUAUUACUACGCGAGCCUUGCGCAGGGGCUUCUCAUGGAUCCCCCACCUCAGCCGGCCGCCGUGGCGUACAGCUGGGACAACGGAGACUGUGGCGAUGGCGGAGGCGGAGCCGGAACAGAUGUCGCGCUCUGGAGCUACAGCUACUAGCUUGCAACGACGAUAAUCUUGUCCGGCAUAUUCGACUAUGUUCUUGGAUUUCUGACGCUGCUGCGUCGCAACGCAUUCAAAUUCCGGCCGCUUCCAGCAUGUCGUCGUCGCCGUCGAUCGAUCGCGAUGAUGUUCCCAGUCUCAUGGUUUAGUUUUCAACUCAGGUUAUUCGCGCCUCCCAACUCCUGGCAACCAGACGUACAUGAAGCUUCUCGUCGGCCAAGCUGCUGAAGCUACCAGCAGAAGGGAAACAGUCACAGUGCCGCGCUGACACGCGCUGACACUGGCUAUUCCAUCUCUUGACUCUUCUUCGUCCUAGAGCGUCAACGUCCUUCCUUGUCGGUCCCGUGACUAUAUAUUGGACCAAGUGGUAUGAUCGAUGUGAUGUAUCCCCUUAAUUGGAUAUCUAGAAAUAGUGCUACCAGUGUUAGGUUAAGAUUGACCUUUAGCUGAGAUUGCAUGAUCAACUUGGAAUAAAU
This is a messenger RNA of Lolium rigidum, 1254 nucleotides long. RefSeq names its product dehydration-responsive element-binding protein 1H-like. Lineage: Eukaryota; Viridiplantae; Streptophyta; Magnoliopsida; Poales; Poaceae. Bases 14 to 775 code for a protein of 253 amino acids. The transcript has a single exon. The record is from RefSeq and is a predicted model, not a curated record. Gene Ontology annotation, molecular function: DNA binding; DNA-binding transcription factor activity. Gene Ontology annotation, biological process: regulation of DNA-templated transcription.